AUGACGGAAAUACUAUCUCUUUUGCCCGUGAAACCUCUCAUGCAAUUCAGGUGCGUCAACAAGUUUUACAACACUCUCGUCUUUGAUCCCCAUUUCAUUCAAAUGCAUCUCAAGAAUUUCGCACGUAACCCUAACCUCAUGGUAAUUGCACGACAAUAUAAUUUCAAUAGUGUUGAUGACGGUGUUGUAAACUUGCCAAUUUCUCUUUUACUCAAGAAUUCAUUGACCACCAUUUACUACGAUCCUUACUAUCGAUUGACCAACGAAAAUGGCUCCUAUCAUUGGCGGGUUAUAGGUUCAUGUAAUGGAUUGAUAUGCUUGUAUCAUGGUUCACGGCUAUGUUUGUGGAACCCAGCCACUAGAACUAAAUCUGAAUUUGUUUUAGCCUCUCAAGAAUGUUUUGUGUUCUCUUUUGGUUAUGAUAGCUUGAAUGGAAAUAAUAAGCUGGUAGCCUUUAAUAUAACCGUAAAGAGUGGUAAUGCAAGAAGCGUGGUGAAAGUUUUGAGUCUAAAGGAUAAUUAUUGGAGAAAUAUUCAAUGUUUUCCUGUGCUUCCACUUUACAAGUUUGUUCGUACUCAAAAUGGUGUGUAUUUUAGUAGUACUACUAUUAACUGGGCCCUUCAGGAUUACUUUGGUUUAGAUUAUUAUCAUUUAAAUUAUAGUAGUAUUACUCCCGAGAAGUAUGUGAUUCUUUCACUUGAUCUCUCAACUGAGACAUACACUCAAUUGUUGCUACCUCGAGGUUUUAUAAGGUGUCACGUCAUCAGCCAAAGCCUGCGGUUUUGA
Messenger RNA from Medicago truncatula (barrel medic), 786 nucleotides. Its product is annotated as F-box/kelch-repeat protein At3g06240. The coding region runs from base 1 to 786 and encodes 261 amino acids. The record is from RefSeq and is a predicted model, not a curated record. Lineage: Eukaryota; Viridiplantae; Streptophyta; Magnoliopsida; Fabales; Fabaceae. The transcript has a single exon. Gene Ontology annotation, molecular function: protein binding.